Molecule: messenger RNA, 6438 nt
Organism: Xyrichtys novacula (pearly razorfish)
Lineage: Eukaryota; Metazoa; Chordata; Actinopteri; Labriformes; Labridae
Source: the annotation of a GenBank genome assembly
GGAGACCGAGAGAACGCCAUGCUCAAAGGAAUACUGAGGUAUCGCCGUAACAACUGUGAUGCUGGUAAAUUUAGAUAUUCGAAGCUAGUGAGCAGUUUCUUGAAGUACACAGAUUUUCGCGUAAAACCAUAAACAAAUAAAUCACAUUGCGCAUUUUUGCACCAAAGAAUAGCAAACAAAUCAAUAACUUGGUUCCGCUUUCUGUGAACAGCCGUCAACUCUGGACUUUUAAAGAAACUGCGCUUCAUCCUUUUUGGCCCCUCUGACACACCGUACUCGGUUAGUUUAGCGUACCUUCGUUAACUAACAGCAGCCCUGAAUACAGCUCAAAGUAUCUCCUACAGUUUUUCUUGAGAGUGCUGCCUCUUCUAUACAAACCAGCGACUGAACUGAAGACAAAAGACCACCGUGAGUCGAGUAUUGUGUUUGUGACUGUCAUGCUUUACGGUUGUUGCACUUGUUAAGAGGCUAACAAGCCCGGCUAAGUGUUAGCUAGGUUAACUUGCUGCUAUGUAAUGUUAGCUGUGCCUGUCAGCAGACUGUGAGCAAUUCAACACUUUACAUCACAUCACAUUCAUCAAAUCAAGUUGUUAAAACAUAAUACUCAUACAUAUGUUGAUAUAAACAAAGCUUUUGGUUUUUAUGUAGAAUGUAAGUCUGAGACUAGGAGCAUACUCCUUGUUUGGAAAGUGACUUCAAGUUGUCCUAAUUGUUCAGCUCUUCAUUUCCCUUUUGUGAUUAAUCAGUUUCACCAGAGAAAUGGCGUCGUCUGCAAUGAUCACUGUCCCCACCACCGCCUCCCGCUUCGCCCUGCUCCAGAUAGACUCGGACUCGGACUCGGACGCCUCUGAUGCGGGGAAGACGGGCACCAAAGGCGGACGGGACUCCUCCGGGAAGCCCCGGCAAGGAAAAGCAGGAGCAAGCGGGGGUAAAGCGGGUCAGCUCAACGACAAGAAGAAAGACAAGAAGAAGAAGAAGAAGGAGCAGCAGCAGAGUGAAGCAAAUGCGGUGAGGAGAGGCAGGAGAAACACAAUCUCCCACACUUUCAGGGCUACCUUUCUGUCACAGACUAAACCAGGAUUGUUGUCCUCUGAUGUUUCAUUUCUCCUGAAAUGAAACUGCUGGAGCUGGUGUCAGUGAAACAGAACUGAAGUGUCGAAAUUCACUUUUAAUUUAUUGAAAAUAAUAAUAAUAAUAACUUUAUUUAGAUAGCACUUUUAAAAACAAGAGCUUACAAAGUGCCCUAACAUGCAGGAAGACAAAGAAGAUAAAAACAACAGAACAACAAGAGAACACUUGAAGGAAAUGACACGUUACUGGCAAUAAGGAAAUAAAAUAAAAUAAAAGCUUGGAUGAAUGCCACAUGAGCUGAGAGGACAGUAAAAAGAAGACAUUCAGAGCACAGGUGUCAAACUCAAGGCCCCGGGGCCAAAUCUGGCCCUUGGAACAAUUAUAUCUGGCCCACAAGAUCAUAUCAUAUUUGUAUUAUUAUUGUCCCACCAGUAUGAAGUCUGCAGAUUUCCUCCGGUAUAAUAAUGUAAACUCGAGCACCAUUAUGUAGAAUGUCCUUAAUAAGCCAUGAAAAUCUAGGAGAUUAAAGAGUAAGGAAGAUUUGAUAAACAGUCAAGAAUGUGGAGAAAAAUAUAUAUAUAUAUUUUUUUUCAUGUUUUCAAUUUUGCAAACAUGAUUGUAGUUUUAAUUUCAUGCGUUGAUUUUGUUCAACUCAGUAUUUAGACUCGUGUCAUUUUUAUACUUAAAAGUCAUAUUUUGACCUUUUGAACCUGAUUUCAACAUUCUCUUCGUGUAUUUGCGCUUUAAAAACAUUAUUUUUCUAUUUUUGAUAUCAUGCUCUGAUCUUUUGAACUAUUAAAUAAAAAUAGAAUAAAAUAUUAAAAUAAAAUAAUUAUUCCAUCUCAGAUUGCCUUUAAACUGAUCUUUUUAUCUUUUUUGAAUAUCUAAAUGUUUUAUAGUCACUGAUGUUUUUGUUACUUUUUUUUUGAAAAGGAGGUUGACAGUUUUGGUGAAAUGUUGACCCUGUUUGGCCCUCAGGUUAAAUCCAGAUUAUGGCCCUUGGUGUGGUUGAGUUUGACACCCCUGCAUUAAGACUAAAACAUUGUAAGAGCCUGUGGUACCCAGCCAACACAGGAACCCAAUCACAAAAACCUGAGAUAAAAAUUCAGAGGUCAUUUUUAUUUGGACAAUUGAUAGUUAAGUCUGUUAGUCUGGUCUUCCUGACCAUGUCACUCUUUAUCUUUGUCUUUUGAUGAGUUAGAAAUUAACUAUCAACUGUUCCUGAUUCAACCACCAGACUGAAAAACACAAGGCAUUAAGGAAGUUACUUUGCAUUCUGAAAAGAUUCAACAAUAAUUUUUUCCACUUUUCUCUCAUCUUUAGUUACAUUUUCAUUACGUUUAAAUUAACACUUUUAAUUUGACAUUUCUCUUUCCAUCAGUUACGUAAUCUGGCCUUUAAAAAGAUUCCUCAGAAGUCAAGUGCCCCACCUCCAUGUAUGAGCCUGUCGGGAAUCGCCAGUGAACUCCUCAGUCCUGCAACGGGAGACCCCAAUCCACCGUCUGAGGGGUGGCAGCAGUGGAAACAGAGGGAUGAGCAGGUAAGAAGGAACAACAACCAAACAAGUGAGCUGUAACAUAGGUUACGCCCUCUUAGUACCUACUUCCAGUUAUUGGGCUGUAGCAGAGUUAUGUAGAGCUUUGUCUUCUUCCCCUGAUGGAACAAUAAUCCAACAAGUGCUUGAAAUUUUCUUUAACAUUUGUGUUUCACUUCCUUCUACAGAUUACCUCUGAGUUGUAUGAGGCAGACUUGGAAAAGGCCUUGAUUCUGAGUAAACUGGAAUAUGAACAACAGAAACAGGUACAUUGCAGACACAUUAAUGUAACUUACAUAUAUAGCAUAUGCUGAACCUUAAAAUGGUUUUUCAGUGUCUUGACUUUGAUAAAUCAAUGUAGAGAAAGUUGAUCCUCUUAACCUGUCUGAUGAUCAACAAACUUCACCAUCAAGCAGAGCUAGUUUUUAUUUAUUAACCACCUAAACCUGGUAACUUCUCUUUUUUACUGGGUCUUUUGUUUCAGUUGUUGUAGAAAUAAAGCGAAACAAAAAGCACAAAAAAGAGAGCUAUUUAUUGUUUGCCAAAUGAAAAUGCAUGUGGAUUAAUCUAAACUGUCUUCAGAUACUAAAAUAGUUAAUCCAGUGUACUUGAGUUUGGGAGGGUAAAAACAGUCAUUGUCUUAAUGAUGCCAAAUGGCGUUAUAUUUAUAAUUGAACUUUCCUUCACAUAGCACAACAACACAAACACAUCGUCGCCAAAAUCCAAAGGAGGAAAAGAGGGCGGAGGGAAGAAGGACAAAAAGAAGAAUCAGCAGGCGAAAGACAAAAAGACAGUGUCACUGCAGGACUUCCAGGCUGAAGGAAGUGCUGGUGAGGGCAGAGAAAGACUCAUUGAUUCAUUUCUGAACUAUGAAAUUGUCUUGUAUGGUUCACACAAUAACAUUAAUGUCUCUUUGCAGAACAUUUGAGUAAAAAACAAGAGAAAGAGGUAGGAAAUUCCCUUCAUUGUCUGUUACCCUCCUCCAGCAAAUUAAUUGCUGUGGUAUUAAAUACAUUAAAAAAAACUUAACUACCUGCUACAAAUGUGCAUAAGGUUUUAUUUAGGGUGUCAUGUAUGGUGCUGCAUAUUCAUGUUGACAAUCUUAUCCAGGAUGCCAAAGCAACUAACGUAGCAUUGGCAGUUGGGCAGGAGGAGCGGUUCUUCAAUAAACUUGAGGAUGACGUCAGCCGGAUCAUCCAACAAGAGAAGAGACGUGAGCAGUACGCUACCAGCCAGGGACAAGAAGUCAACACCUCCACAGAACACGAACCAGUGAGGACACGCAAUGAUAAACACAAAAUGGUGGACAGACGAUUCCCUGAGCUGCCUGUUUAUUUUCAGACAGGUUUAUUCUUGAACACAAAUGGUCCAGCUUUGGCCUUUAUUUGGGUGGAGUAUUUAAAUUGAACCUUUUCCGACCCCCAACAAGCAAUUAAACACCUCAGCUGUACUUUGCAAAAAGGCAGUCAUUUGGGAGUGGGCUGAAGAACAAUAGUUUCAAUUGUAUUUGAAAAUGUUGGCCGUUUCAACACAUUUUUAACCCUUUUCCUCAUCACCCACUUUGUGGUCUGUCAAUUCAGCUUUUCUCUGAAUAAUACUGUGAGCCUGAGUCAGGAUAUUAGUUUGUCCUAACUCAAAUCUUUUUCUUCUUCUAGGACCCCCGAGCAGAACAAUUGAAGUACGAGUUGGAGAAGAAAGACCAGGAAAUCGAUAAGCUGAAGAAGACCAUUUCACAGUGGGAGGUCAGCAGUCUGAAGCAUUUCUCCCUGUCAUUCAAUAAUAACUCAUUUAUAACUAAACCUGGUAUAUACUUCAUUUUCUCUGAUAGAAGUCAAGUUUUGCUCACUCAUGUCGUCCACAUUGCUAUGACAACAGACCCAACAAAAUUUAAAAGGAUUGGAGCAGGAAAUGAACUAAUGAAUUCAGCUUUUUUUUAAAGUGUGCAAGAAAGGGAAGGAAUUAGCUGAUAAAUGAAAAGUACAAAAGUUAGUAUGGCUGGAGGGCUUCAGAAAUCUUUACCCAAUUCCCUUUGAAAAUCUAAUCAUAUCAGUACAGGUAACUUGUGGAUUACAUAGGACCAUUUACAGCACAGAAAAAGAAACAUUACAGAGAUCCACAGUGAGUGAUACAUGUCACUGUUUUGAAGAAAGCAGGAUACAGUUUCUUGUCAGAAACCACAACUUUCAGAUGGACAGGACAAAAUCGGAGAAGGCACAAGAGGUACCACUUUACCCACAGGGGGAGCCAAAACAGACACAAACAUUGAGUUUCUUUUAAAAGCUUCAGGGUCCCAAGCAAGCUGAGAGGAUUUUUGAAGAUGGUCAUUCAACACUUUGGAACCACUGACUUCUUAAAGAGAGCUGAGAGCUACUUUAUUCUUUGAAGCCUUCUCAGUCCCUCACACAAAAAAUGGCAACUUACAGAAGGGAGCAGUGGUUUGUGUUAUUUUCUCACAGUGCUGGUGCUGCAAUCGUCUAGUAAUCCUGUCUACAUAAAAGUAUACAAUCUAGGGUGGACAACUUGAUCGGGUAAAGUGCUGUGAUGGGGAUAAAUGCCUUAAAAGUGAACUUCUUUUGUUUUCUCUUCUCUUCUUUAACACUCCCUUGGUGCUGAUUCCAUACAUGUUUUUUCUCGUACCCUUGCAGGUGAAAUACAAAGAGGUAAAAGCAAGAAAUUCUCAACUGCUGAAGAUGCUACAACAGGGGGAAAGUGAGUCUUAACAGUAUUACACUUGAGAUUGUCAUCCCCUCCUCUUGCCUCAAGAUUUAACCUUAUAAAUCUUAUAUUUUAUGUAAUGUCUCCUCUCUGCUUCAGUGAAAGACAAAGCAGAAAUCCUUCUACAGGUAGAAGAGCUCCUACAUAUAAAAGAAGAACUGUCAUCACAGGUGAGAAAGAGUGGGGUUAAGAUGCUGAGAGAUAAACAUGCGCGUGUGUGAGAGGAGAAAGACAUUAUGGUAGUGUUUGGUAUUUCAUUGUCAUUUUUUUUUGUUCAGGUUUCAUUACUACAUGGUGCCCUUGAACAAGAAAGGUCUAAAGUCAAAGGGCUGCAGUCAGAACAACCAAAACAUCAGGUGAGGGAUCAAAUAAUCACGGACUCAUUGAAACCUGAUAUGUGUUUCAGAAAGACGAGAUGAUGCAUACUUGACCCUUGGAGAAGCUUUGAUAUCUGUUGCAUUUAUCUUAAAAACAGACUUGGUUGCGUGUAAGUAAAUUUGUACUUUCUGGGCUUUUUCUCCUCUACAGGGUAACAAAAAAGGGAAGAAAGGCUCAGAAGCAGAUCUAUGAAAGUUUCCUGGGCAAAUUAAAACGAAUGAAUGAACAAAUGAAGAAAACCCUACUGAUCACAAUCAGGGUUCUGUUUGCCUUUUUUCUACAGCUUGGACUUGAUGUCAGCAUAAAAUGCAUGCCCCUCUAAUUACAAACACGCACAUACAAAGUACACUCCAGACAGGAGAGAAAAGGGUUGUUUUACACAGCCAAAAAUGAAUUAGAGAAGUUAUCAAAAACAUAAAGGUUUGAGAUUGUGUUGAACUGUUGGCUGGACGCACAAUGCUGCCCUCUGCAUGCAAAGGUGUGUCACUGCGUUUGUUGUGCUGUUGAAGGCUGUGUGCCUGAUCUCUCUUUGAGUUUUAACUCAAAAUGGCAGAUAAGAAAUGUAUGUUUCUUUUUUUUCUGUCCCACUGUCAAGGAAAUAAAAUACUUUUUCAAUGAAAAACAAACAUGCGUUUUUUACACGACUUCACAUGCCAGAGACUUUUGAAAACCUUUGUGAUCAUGAGUUCAGUUUUGCUUCUCUCUUCAGACAGAUCAGUUUCACCUAUCAGACAACAAGC